Messenger RNA from Entamoeba dispar SAW760, 1422 nucleotides. RefSeq lists its product as uncharacterized. The record is from RefSeq and is a predicted model, not a curated record. Bases 1 to 1422 code for a protein of 473 amino acids. The transcript has a single exon. NCBI's taxonomy places the organism in Eukaryota, Evosea, Mastigamoebida, Endamoebidae.
AUGAAAUUAGGGUAUAAUGAAAUAAUGAUAACAUCAAUGUAUUUUAAUGAUAUUAAUGAUUUUAUUAAUUUAGAAAUGGGUGUUAAAAGAUUUCAAGGAAAUAUGGAACGAUUUCAUUUUAAUCCAAUUCCUUUAAAUGAAUAUUCAAGAAAAUUGUUUCCUAAUAUUGAAACAUUUCAUAUUUAUAAUAGAAGUGAUGAAAUAUUUAAUGAUGGAAAAAUAUUUAAAUAUGUAAUAUGGUAUUAUGUGGAUUAUUGGGAAUAUUUACAAGAGAAAGAAAAAGGAGACGUAUAUAAAAAUAUAAUAUACACAAAUUAUGAUAGAAAGAAAUAUGGAAACACAAUACCACCAGAAGUUACAAUACUUGGAUAUGAAUGUUUUAAUGGAUGUUCAUCGUUAAGUAGUAUUACAAUGCCAAUGAGAAUUAAAGAAUUAGGGCCUUGGUGUUUUUCAGGAUGUACAUCAUUAAAAUCAAUUAAUAUACCAACAACAAUUAGUAAAAUAGGAGAUGAAUGUUUUAGUUAUUGUUCAUCAUUAACAAGUAUAAGCAUAGACAAUCUACAGUUUGUUAGUGAAGAAAGAAUAUUUAUAAAUGGACCAGUGUUAAAUAGUAUUAAAACACCAUUACAGUUAAAACAAAUUAAUGGAAAAAAUAUUGAAAAGAAAGAUAUUAAUGAAUUUACUAUUCCACCAACAAUUACUAAGUUAGGGAAUAGUUGUUUUAAUUGGUGCGCACCAUUAAAAUCAAUUAAUAUACAUUCAACAAUUAGCGAAUUAGGAAAUCGUUGUUUUGAAGGGUGUUCAUCACUAACAUCAAUUACUAUACCAACAACAAUCAGUGAAUUAGGCAACGAAUGUUUUAAGGAUUGUUAUUCAUUAACAUCAAUUGAUUUACCAACAUCAGUUAUGAAAUUGGGAGAUCGGUGUUUUAAAUAUUGUACAUUAUUAACAUCAAUUACUAUAUCAACAACAGUUAGUACAAUAGGAAUUGAAUGUUUUUAUGGAUGUAAGGCAUUAACAAAUAUGGAGAUUAAAGGUCUUAAAUUUAUUAGUGAAGAUAGAAUAUUUGUAGGAGAAGAAAAACUGGUAUCAAUUGACAUAGGUAAGUUAAUAAAAAUUAAUGGAAAAGAAAUAAAACGAUGGGAUGUUAAUAAAUUUGUAAUUCCAACAACAAUUAAAGAAAUAGGCGAUUACUGUUUUAGUAAAUCUGAUAAAUUAAAAUCAAUUUCUAUUCCAUCUUCUGUUAGUAAGUUGGGAAUGUAUUGUUUUAGUGGAUGUUCAUCACUAACGUCGGUCAUUCUUCCAUCUUCAACUAUAUCAUUUGGGUGGAGAUGUUUUACUGAAUGCAAUAAAGUGUUACAUGAAAUUAAAAGAAUUCCAAUCGAGUGUUUUGAAAGUGACUAUGAACUAAAUGAAAAAUAA